UCUCUUAUCUAUUAUUGAGGUAUUGAAUUGAGACAAAUAUUAUUGAUAUAAUUAGAAAAGGUCUCUUUCCUUAAUAAAUAUUAAUAGCGACAAUACGGUUUCAUGAUAUUUGUACACUUUUUAGACAUAUAGAAUGUCUGAAACAUAUGAAUACUUGUUCAAAUUCUUAGUUAUAGGCAGCGCCGGAACAGGGAAGUCGAGCCUUCUAAAUAAUUUUAUUGGGAACAAAUUUAAAGAAGACAGAUGCCAUACGAUUGGCGUUGAAUUUGGGUCGAAAAUAGUUAACAUCGGCGGUAAAUCGACGAAAUUACAAAUAUGGGACACAGCCGGACAGGAGAGAUUUCGAUCUGUUACCCGAUCAUAUUACAGAGGAGCUGCUGGGGCUCUGCUAGUGUAUGACAUCAGUUCCAGAGACUCAUUCAAUGCCCUCGCUAACUGGCUAAGAGACGCACGCACACUCGCAAGUCCAAACAUUGUAAUAUUACUUGUUGGUAACAAGAAAGACAUUGAAGAAUCUCGAGAAGUGACAUUCUCUGAAGCUAGUCAAUUUGCUCAGGAAAAUGAGUUAAUGUUUCUAGAAACCAGUGCUAAAACUGGUGAGAAUGUUGAAGAGGCUUUUCUAAAAUGCUCGAAAACUAUUCUGGCUAAGAUAGAAACUGGUGAAUUGGAUCCAGAGAGGAUAGGCUCUGGUAUACAGUAUGGUACUAGCACUUCAAAACGAUUAACUGCACCUAAGAGACCGGUCAGGGCUCCAUCAGAUUGUGCUUGUCGUGUUUAAUUCUCUAGAGGCUGAAUACUGAAACAACAUUUAAAUAAUAGCUUCUAAAAUAAUAAGUUCAUACUCUGAACUCUAAAUUUUAAUAUCUCAUCAGAAU
Molecule: messenger RNA, 875 nt
Organism: Papilio polytes (common Mormon)
Lineage: Eukaryota; Metazoa; Arthropoda; Insecta; Lepidoptera; Papilionidae
Gene: Rab4
Product: ras-related protein Rab-4B-like
Exons: 4
Coding region: 134-778 (214 amino acids)
Biological process (GO): regulation of endocytosis; Rab protein signal transduction
Cellular component (GO): endosome
Molecular function (GO): GTP binding; GTPase activity
Source: RefSeq, a predicted model, not a curated record